AUGCGUCAUAGCCAGCGACAAAUGUGUACCUUUCGCUUAUCCCCACGAGAGCGCCGCCGGAGGAAUUUCUCAUUUUCUUUGCGGUCAGGAAUAGCUUUAUUCUUGUGGAAUGUUGUUUCCAAGCAGCCCCUUGGUAACAUUUCCUUUCUUUCUUUCUUUAUCCAUCUAGAUUUACAUUUCUUUCUCGCUAUGCAUUUCUUUUUCUUUUUUUCCUCUCCACUUCUUUUUUUUCUUUUUAUUUCUGUUUAUAUCUUUUGUUUUAAUCUUUUUGCUUUUUUGAAUAUAUCUCAGGACAUUUCGUUGUCUUCUUUCUUUCUUUCUUUGACGUUUUUCUUUCUUUCAUUGUUUUUUUCUUUUUUUUUCAUUUUCUUUCUUUCUUUUUUAUGCAUUUUGGUUUGUAUGCUUUUCUUUCUUUUUCAGUUUUUUCUUUCGUUGACACCUUUCUUUUCCUUCUUUCUUUCUUUCUUUCUUAAAUUCGCUUUCUCUUUCACAUCGUUACUUCCUGACGUUUAUUACUCGCUAUUCUCUCUUUUUUUAUAUCGUUAUUCAUUGACACUUCGUUUUUCUUUCCAUUUCUCAUUUUUUCCCCCUCUUCUUUUUUCUUUUGUUGCUGCAGAUGGUUUGGUUUUUUAUCGUUCCUCAUUUAAAUUUCUCAUUCCUCUUCUUCGUCUUCUUCUUUCUUUCCUCUUCUUCGUCUUCUUCUUUGUUUGGUUCCUUAAAUUCUUUUUCAUUAUCGUAAUCAUCACCAUCAUCAUCAUAUUUUUCUUCUUCUUCUUCUUCUUCUUUUCUUCUUCUUCUUUUCUUCUUCUACUUCUUUUUCUUCAUUUUCUUCUUCUCUCUUUCAUAUCGUUCCAUAUUUAA
Acanthosepion pharaonis is the source of this 861-nucleotide messenger RNA. NCBI's taxonomy places the organism in Eukaryota, Metazoa, Mollusca, Cephalopoda, Sepiida, Sepiidae. The record is from the annotation of a GenBank genome assembly.